Messenger RNA from Ixodes scapularis (black-legged tick), 1002 nucleotides. Its product is annotated as repetitive proline-rich cell wall protein 2-like. NCBI's taxonomy places the organism in Eukaryota, Metazoa, Arthropoda, Arachnida, Ixodida, Ixodidae. The coding region runs from base 1 to 1002 and encodes 333 amino acids. The record is from RefSeq and is a predicted model, not a curated record. The transcript has 2 exons.
AUGGAGCAUCACAUGAAAGUCACGGGUAUUCAAGUUCAAGUAUUCCACACCCGGCCGAACAAACUGCGCCUUCAAGGACAAGCCUCCCUCGGACAUGCCAUCGUCUGCUCCAGUAACGAGGAGGGAAGCAACUGGUCACAGCAGCAAGUGACAGCGACAGCACCCACGCCAACGACAGAGGCGGCACCAAGGACCGGCUUACAAAAAAGGCACACACGGCAUCGGCAGCGGCAGUCGGCGACGGUGUUAUCUGGAGACAAUAACCACCUGACUCUGCAGAUUCCACACCCGGCCGAGGAAAGUACGCCUCCCUCGGACAAGCCUCCCUCGGACAAGCCUCCCUCGGACAAGCCUCCCUCGGACAAGCCUCCCUCGGACAAGCCUCCCUCGGACAAGCCUCCCUCGGACAAGCCUCCCUCGGACAAGCCUCCCUCGGACAAGCCUCCCUCGGACAAGCCUCCCUCGGACAAGCCUCCCUCGGACAAGCCUCCCUCGGACAAGCCUCCCUCGGACAAGCCUCCCUCGGACAAGCCUCCCUCGGACAAGCCUCCCUCGGACAAGCCUCCCUCGGACAAGCCUCCCUCGGACAAGCCUCCCUCGGACAAGCCUCCCUCGGACAAGCCUCCCUCGGACAAGCCUCCCUCGGACAAGCCUCCCUCGGACAAGCCUCCCUCGGACAAGCCUCCCUCGGACAAGCCUCCCUCGGACAAGCCUCCCUCGGACAAGCCUCCCUCGGACAAGCCUCCCUCGGACAAGCCUCCCUCGGACAAGCCUCCCUCGGACAAGCCUCCCUCGGACAAGCCUCCCUCGGACAAGCCUCCCUCGGACAAGCCUCCCUCGGACAAGCCUCCCUCGGACAAGCCUCCCUCGGACAAGCCUCCCUCGGACAAGCCUCCCUCGGACAAGCCUCCCUCGGACAAGCCUCCCUCGGACAAGCCUCCCUCGGACAAGCCAUCGUCUGCUCCAGAAACGAGGAGGGAAGCAACUGGUCACAGCAAAUGA